Prunus armeniaca (apricot) is the source of this 363-nucleotide messenger RNA. NCBI's taxonomy places the organism in Eukaryota, Viridiplantae, Streptophyta, Magnoliopsida, Rosales, Rosaceae. The record is from the annotation of a GenBank genome assembly.
AUGAUUAGGGUCAUUAGAGGUGGCAGACGAGUUGAGGUCUCAAUUUAUGAUCUUGUUGUUGGUGAUGUUGUACCCCUUAACAUCGGUGAUCAAGUCCCUGCUGGUGGCAUUUUAAUAAUGGGUCACUCACUUGCGAUAGAUGAGUCAAGCAUGACUAGAGAUCACAACACUAUGAGCCUUUAUGCCUGUUAUGUAACCAAUGCUGGGAUUAAUACCAAAUGGGAAUUUCUCAUGCCUAGUAUUUCCAAAGAUAUUGGUGAUGAAACCCUUUUGCAGGUGCGCUUAACUGGGGUGGCUAAUAUCAUUUCUAUUGUUGGACUCAAAGUAGCUGUUCAUGUCAUGGGUUUUCCAUUGCUCAGGUAA